CCAAAUAAAACAAAGCAAAUAUUUGUUCUGUUCCAACUGACUUCUUAUUCAGUCUUUGACAUAUUUUCUUGCUGGUUUCUUGUCCACUCUUUCACAGAAAUCAGACAACACAAGCCAUCUAGUUCCGAGUUCCAACUGAACUGACUUCUUUCACAGUUUUGACAUAGUUUCUUGCUGGAGUUCUGCUUCAAGUGCUUAUGGCUGAUCCAGUUUCUAUUAUUGUGGGACCCAUCGUGAACCAUAUCGUUGACACUGCUGCGUCCUUGAUCGAAGGAGAAAUUCUGGCGAUCCUGAAUGUUGAGGAGGAGGUGAAAAAUCUGUCAAGCAAUCUAACCGCAAUUGCAGCUGUGCUUAAAGAUGCUGAGCAGAGACAACUGGAUGCAGCUUGUGGUGAAUCUUUGAGAGAUUGGCUUGGAAAGCUCAGAGAUGUAGCUUGUGAUGCAGAGGACAUAUUGGACACUCUUGCAACAGAAACUUUCCUCUGGAAGAGAAAGCAGCAGGUUCGCAAAAUCCGAGCUCCUAUCAACCUUAUAAAUAAAUCCAGUGCUGCACAUAAGAUCAAAGAAAUUUCAGCAAGACUUGAUGUGAUUGCUAAAGAGAAAAACGAUUUCCAUCUCAAAGAAAGUAGUGAUGGUGGAAAGCCCCCAAACCUUCCACACACCACUUUCUUUGUAGACAGUACAGAUGUCGUUGGUAGAGAAUCUGAUAGGGAUAAAUUAAUAAAUCGGAUGCUAUCAAAUGAAUCUGAUACUACAGGUGAUGUUUCUGUCAUUCCUAUCAUUGGGAUGGGAGGCUUAGGUAAAACAACUCUUGCUCAACUCAUCUUUACAGAUGAAAGAGUAAAGAAUCAUUUUGAGUUUAGGAUGUGGGUUCAUGUCACAAUUGACUUCAAUUUCGGAAGAAUACUUAAGGAAAUGAUAGAAUUCCACACUGAAAUGAAGUAUUCUAGUGACGUACCCACCAGGACCCUAGAGUCACGGUUUCUAGAAUUCUUAGGUGGGAAACGUUUUCUGCUUGUUUUAGAUGAUGUUUGGACUGACGAUUACCAAGAGUGGGAGCCACUUCAAAAGCUCUUGAAACAAGGAGGUAAGGGCAGUACAGUUUUGGUCACUACUCGAACCACCAGGGUGUCAGACAUUAUGGGAACACAACCUCCUUAUAGUUUGGAAUGUUUGCCCGAUGAUGAAUGUUGGUCAUUGUUUAAAAAAAUUGCUUUCAAAGACUGUAACUCAUUGGUUGAUACACACAGAAAAGAAUUGGAAGUCUUUGGUAGGCAAAUUGUGGAAAAGUGUAACGGCUUGCCUUUGGCAGUGAAGGCAAUGGGAGGUGUCCUGCGUGGUAAUAUUGAUGUAAACAAAUGGAAGCAAAUCUUAAGAGAUAGCAUAUGGGAGCUAGAGAAGGAUCAGAACCCCACUAGGCCUAAAAUUCUGCCUGCCUUAAAAUUGAGUUAUGACCACCUACCUUCUUAUUUAAAACAGUGUUACGCAUAUUGCUCUAUGUUCCCAAAGGCCUAUGUUUUUGACAGGCAGGAGUUGGUCAAGCAUUGGAUGGCUGAAGCAUUUAUUCAAUCCAGUGGCCAAAAUAGUGUCGACGAGACUGGGAUCGAAUAUUUUAAUGAGUUGCUAAUGAGGUCUUUCUUCCAAAUUUUAAACAUUGAUGGCAAGGAGAGAUACAGAAUGCAUGACCUUAUCCAUGACUUGGCUGUAUCAGUAUCAAGCCCCCACUGCUGCCAAGUCAAGGAUAACAAUUCACGUAUUCUCUCUGAAAAAACUCGUCAUGUCUCAUUGCUUGGUCAAGAUGUAGAGGAGCCCGCUUUGCAGAUUAUCAAAACGUCUUCGAAGCUGCGCACACUCCUACUUCCUGGUGAGUCCUUGAAAAACUUGGGGCAGGCGCUUGACAAAAUGUUUCAUUCUCUUAAAUACAUUCGUGUUUUGAAUCUAAGUUCAAGCUCGCUCUCAGAAUUGCCAAGCUCUAUAGAAAAUAUGAAGCUAUUACGAUACCUUGAUCUCUCUAGGACAGAGAUCAAAGUGCUUCCCAACUCAAUAUGUAACCUCUGCAAUCUGCAGACACUUAAGCUCCUAGGGUGCCUUUGGCUGUUUGAAUUGCCCAAGGACCUUGGAAACUUGGUUAACCUGCGUCAUCUUGAGCUAGAUGAGAUGUUUUGGUUCAAGUGUGAGAUGCUGCCACCAAGAAUGGGAAACUUAACCAGUUUGCAAAAUUUGCAUGCAUUCCCAGUCAGUGGCACAAGUGGACAUGGCAUUGAAGAGCUGAAGAACAUGGCCAAUCUUACAAAAACACUGCAUAUUUUGAAGCUGGAAAAUGCAGUGAAUGCAGCUGAGGCAAAGCUAAAAGAGAAGGAGAGCCUUCAGAAGCUGGUAUUAGAGUGGAGUGGCCAAGACGUCAACCAACAAGAUGAAGUCAGAGCAGAGAGGGACCUUAAAGACCUGCAACCUCACUCAAAUCUCAAAGAGUUGGCACUUCAUCACUUUAAGGGCUCUAAUUUUCCUUCGUGGAUGACAGACGGUGUGCUUCAAAAUUUAGUAAGACUUACCUUAAGUCAUUGCACUAAAUGCACAACACUCUCUGUUGGCCAGUUACCUUGCCUUAGAGCGCUCUACAUCAAAGGGAUGCAGGAAUUGGAAGAAUGGCCAGAAGUUCAGUGUCUUUCAUUGGGUAGACUAGAGAUCAAAAACUGCCCCAAGCUGAGGAAGGUACCGGAUUUGAUGCCAAAUUUAACAGUUCUGAAGAUAAAGAAGUGUGAUUCAUUGAAGGCUCUUCCGAUGGCUCCUCUGAUGUUUUUAAUACUUAUUGACAAUCUUGUUCUGGAGGAUUGGAAAGAAGGAAUGUUCACUGCCCAAGAUGGUCAAGGCAACCAAGUAGGCCAACUCAAGCCUACUUUGAUUAAUCUUUUGGAAUUGAAAAUGGCAAACUGCCCCAGCAUACAAGCGCUGCCUAAAAUAUUUGCUCCUCAGAAACUGGAGAUAAGUGGGUGUGGUCUCAUAACUGCCCUUCCUGUCCCACAGUUCGCCCAACGUCUGCAGCAUUUAGCUCUGGACUCGUGCUCUAAUGGAACACUAGUGAGGGCAAUACCGGGAACCAACACUCUCUACUCGUUGGUCAUUUCAAACAUCUCAAACCUAACCUCUUUCCCAAAAUUGCCCCACCUUCCGGGACUUAAGACUUUGUAUAUCAGUGAUUGCGAAGACCUCACUUCUUUGUCUGAAGAAGAAGAGUCAUUGAAAAGCUUGUCCUCUCUCAAGUUGCUCUCUAUCCGGGGCUGUUCAAAGCUAGAAUCGUUGCCAGAUGAAGGUUUACCAACAGGACUUGAGUGUCUGAUGAUUGCCUCAUGCCCCAUUCUAAAAUCUCUAGGUACCAAAGGCACCUUAAAAAGCCUCAUCUCACUCAAGGACUUAUAUUUAGACAAUUGUCCCUUGAUUCGGUCCUUUCCCGAGGAUGGGCUGCCUACUUCUCUCCUCCAUUUGGUGAUUCAUGAAUGUCCCCUGCUGAUAGAAAAAUGCCAAAAGGAAGAUGCAGGAAGCACACAAUGGCCAAAGAUCAUGCACGUUACAGACCAGGAAAUUGAUUCCAUCAGGCUACCUUCAGCCCCAGAUUUGCCAAAGAAGAAUAAAUGGACUGCUUUAUUUGGUUGCAGUUAAGGACCCUAAAGUUGAAUGGUUCAUUCAAGGAAUGCUUUUCCAUGAUGGUGAAUGAUUAAAGCUGCAGCAAGGGAUGAGAAGAACAGCUUGAUAGCUUAAAAUUAUGAUUGUUAUUAAUAUGUGUGUUUGUAACAAUAAAAGCCAGUGAAACUGGGAGACAAUGGUUUGAACCAUUGCAUAUUUGUUUCAAACUCUGUUGUUUCAUAUUCCAUUGUGUUUUCUCUGUAUUGAUUGUAACUGAGAGCAAUAACUUUAUUUGCUGAUUUCUUAUUCAGGUGUAAUACAUGAUGAAUUGAUAAUUA
Messenger RNA from Theobroma umbraticum, 3958 nucleotides. Its product is annotated as putative disease resistance protein RGA3. The record is from RefSeq and is a predicted model, not a curated record. Lineage: Eukaryota; Viridiplantae; Streptophyta; Magnoliopsida; Malvales; Malvaceae. Gene Ontology annotation, molecular function: ADP binding.